Prinia subflava (tawny-flanked prinia) is the source of this 7383-nucleotide messenger RNA. RefSeq names its product serine/threonine kinase 35 (gene STK35). Gene Ontology annotation, cellular component: nucleus; cytoplasm. The record is from RefSeq and is a predicted model, not a curated record. Gene Ontology annotation, biological process: protein phosphorylation. NCBI's taxonomy places the organism in Eukaryota, Metazoa, Chordata, Aves, Passeriformes, Cisticolidae. The transcript is spliced from 5 exons. Bases 1 to 1941 code for a protein of 646 amino acids. Gene Ontology annotation, molecular function: ATP binding; protein kinase activity.
AUGCCUUUCGGGGAUGAAAAGCAACUUGGGCACGUGGAGUUGAACCGUGGGGGUGAGCGCGGCUCCCGGGAGGGGCCCCCGAAUGCUGCCGGAGCUGUGAAACCGCCCCCGAGCCGCGCGUCCGCCCCUCCCGGUCUGCCGAACAUCCAGCACCGCGCAGCUACCGCUGGCACAACGGGUCCCGGGGAUUUAUUUGGUCCCGGGGCACCACCCCCUCCCCGGGGAAUCACCUCCCUGACGGCAUCACCUCCCCGCCGGGUCAUCACCUACAGCGUGUGCACCGCCCCCCUCCCCGGUGCACCGAGCUACUGCCGGCGCACCGUGUCCCGGAGCAUCACUCCCCCGGCGGCAUCACACACAGCCCUGGCCGGUGCACCGGACCCCGUGUACCGCAGGGCAACCUCCGGGACGGUGGGGGACCUGCGGCGGACGCCGGGGCCCCCAGGACCGGCCUGUUUACACCGGCGCGGCGCGUACCACCGUGGCGGGGGAGCGGGAGGGGCCUGCCGCCGCGCUGAGCCCCGGCCGCGCCGAGCCGCGCUGGCGGCGCCUCGACCCGGUUACCGCGCCCGGGGCGGGAAACCCGGGCCUCCCUUUCCGAGUACGGGGCCGGCACCGAGGAGAGGCCGACCCCCGUCGCGGCGGCCGCCGCCCCCCCCCGGCGCCGCGGUGGUUCGCCCCGCGCGGCCGCGAUUGGCCGAACGCUUAAAGGGGCCGGCAGCGCGCGCUUUUCCGCCCCGCGGCGCGGCGGCGGCAUCGGCGCGUGCCCCCUCGCCCGCGCGGCGCUGCCCGGCACGCGGGGCGGGGGGGGCCAUGGACGGCGGCCGCCGCGGGACACAAAGGACGGCGCGGCGGCGGCGGGCGACGCGGCGCGGGGCCAUGGCGGCGGCGGCGGCGGUGGCGGGGCCGGGCAUCGGCGGCGGCGGCGGUGGCCCGCGGUACAGCCUGCUGGCCGAGAUCGGCCGCGGCGCCUACGGCGUGGUGUACGAGGCGGUGUCGGGCCGCAGCGGCGCCCGGCUGGCGGUGAAGCGGAUCCGCUGCGACGCUCCCGAGAACGUGGAGCUGGCGCUGGCCGAGUUCUGGGCCCUGACGAGCCUCCGGCGGCAGCACCCCAACGUGGUGCGGUUCGAGGAGUGCGUCCUGCAGCGGCACGGCCUGGGGCAGCGCAUGAGCCACGGCAACAAGCGCAGCCAGCUCUACCUGCGCCUCGUCGAGACCUCCCUCAAAGGUGAGAGGAUCCUGGGCUAUGCAGAGGAGCCUUGCUACCUGUGGUUCGUCAUGGAGUUCUGCGAAGGGGGAGACCUCAACCAGUACGUGCUGUCCCGAAGGCCCGACCCAGCCACCAACAAGAGCUUCAUGCUGCAGCUGACCAGCGCCAUUGCCUUCCUGCACAAGAACCACAUCGUCCACCGGGACCUCAAGCCAGACAACAUCCUGAUAACUGAGAAAUCUGGCACCCCUGUGCUCAAGGUGGCUGACUUUGGGCUGAGCAAGGUCUGUGCUGGCCUGACUGCUCGGGGCAAGGAGGGUGGGCAUGAGAACAAAAAUGUGAAUGUGAACAAGUACUGGCUGUCCUCGGCCUGUGGCUCUGAUUUUUACAUGGCACCCGAGGUGUGGGAGGGACACUACACUGCCAAGGCUGACAUCUUUGCCCUCGGCAUCAUCAUCUGGGCCAUGAUUGAGAGGAUCACUUUCAUUGACGCCGAGACCAAGAAGGAGCUGCUGGGGACUUACAUCAAGCAGGGGACUGAGAUUGUGCCCGUUGGGGAAGCGCUGCUAGAAAAUCCAAAGAUGGAGCUGCACAUCCCUCAGAAACGCAGGACUUCCAUGUCUGAGGGGAUCAAGCAGCUCUUGAAAGACAUGUUGGCUGCUAACCCGCAGGAUCGACCUGAUGCCUUUGAGCUUGAAACCAGAAUGGACCAGGUUACUUGUGCUGCUUAAAUUCAGGGCAGGGCACCGCUGUGCUUUGCAGCUGGAUUUAUUUACCAGGGACCCAUAAUCUCCAUUAUUUACAUGCGACAAGGAAGUCAAAGAUAAGGGAAGAUGCUGAUACAGAAGAUCCCUGGUCUGCAGGAUCUCUGGCAAUGUGAAAUAUUUGGAUGUUACUUUUUUGUGUUGGGAAGGGGUCUUGUGGGGGUGUGGGAGGGGCUGCAGGGCCCUGUGUAAGAACACAAGCUGGCAGCUGUCACAUCGAUGAGACUUUGAAACAAGAUGCAGAGAGCAGAGCUGCCCUUGCCCAGCCCUCCCCGUGUCUCCUAUGCUGCUGUGUGACUCAGUAGAUGUUUCUAGGAAUGUGGUUCCAUAAGGAACUGGGAAUCAGCAGCUGAUGAUGGUGAGGUGUGCUGCCAGGCACCAGCUCUGAGUCCAGCUGUGCACAAUGUUUAAGUUCAAAGCUAUUGAUUUUGCCUAGGGAAAAUGGGAGCAAAGUGGUGGCUAGGUUUGCAUUGGGAGUGCAGUGCUUUAGAAAAAAUGAAUCUCUUGGACCACACGUUUCAAGCAGCUAAAUAACUUCAUAGUCAGGCAGCUCCUGAAUAGGUGGUGCUGCCCAGGCUCGUGAGCAGCUGACAUUAGGAUAGAGUAGGAUAAACAAGCUGGAAAGCCCUUUGGCAAAGCAGGUCUUCCCAAGCUGGAUUUCAUGAUCAUUUUUGUUACUGUCUUGCUAUACAGAGGAAACUGGGGAUCAGCUGAGUACAUUUUGAGGUUGACAUCAUCUGAUUACAAGAGAAACAGAAAGCAGUCCACUGCUCUGAUCCAUUUAAUGCCAAACUUCAGCUGAUAGGAACAAUGCUGUGGAGAGAAGGAGGUUUGGCCUUAACGGGUCAUGGGCUGGAUUCUAGCCUCCCACAGGACACUUUUCCCUGCUAGCUAAUGAUCUCCAGGAAGCAAAAGGCAAUGCUGCUGUUCAGGGUGUGGUACAGUACAGCUCAAGUUAGGAGAUUGGAACCUCAGGCCGAGCAGUUAAUACUCAAUUUCCUUGCCUGUAUUUAAAGCAAAACUCCUAUUCUGGGGCUACCCUGUAUUGAUGAUCUUUAGACUUUGCUCACUGUAAAUGCAAUGUAAAGCACCACCUCUUCUCCACCCUGCAGCCUCUGAACCACCUAAAAUGUUUCUUAGCAGGUGAAAUCUCCCAGCAGUGGUCUUGGAAGUGGGCUGGUCUGACCCAGCAUCACUCCUGACCUGCCAGGGUGCUCAGUCUGGAGCUGGCCAUGGGUAGGAGAGGGGUCCCCCUGACCCCCUCAUCCCUGGUGUGGGAACUGCUCCUUGCCUGCAGCUUUCCUCUGCCAUCACUGGAAGAUUCCUAACUGGCAGCACCUCCAUGUAUCUCCUCUCCUCCUGUGCUGACCUCACAGGAACGAACAGAAAUGGAGGAAAUUCAGGUGGGCUCAGGCAGAGCAGGGAAAGGAUGGAGGGACUUCUUUCUUCUCUUCUAUCUUUUCCAGAACACAAAACUAAAGCUGUAGCUGCAGGAAGGCCUGGCCCUUCUUAGGAGGACCAGAAGGCUCCAGACUGGCUGUCUGUGACUUGUGAAGGUUUGGACAGCACAAAUGCACUGCCAAGCCCUUGUUCUCACACUGUGCUUGUGUUUGUCCCUAGGGAUGCUUCUAUGGGCUGGGUGGGAUUCCUGCACCUUCCUGUGCUGCAUCCCACAGGAAGGGGACAGUGAACUGUUUAGCUCACAAGUGCAGUGUUGUUUAGUGCCCUGAUCACUGGACCAUCCUUCCUCCACCUGGCAGAGCCUUUGCUCCUGACUGUUACAGCUGUUCUAACCCAACCCUGGCCUGAAGGGAUGCAGUAAGAGGGCAGGAGGUGAAGCUGGAAGGCAGUGAGUGGAUUGCCCCGUUCUUCUCAGGACAGGAGUGAGUCCAGCAGGCCCUGGGAGGGUCAACCCUCUUGGUCCACUGCUGUUUCAGGCCAUCUUCAAACCACACGUCUCCACCUCAGCUUUUGCAUUGCAGAUGUGUUUUUCAAGCAGCUUGAUGUUAGUGAGCUAGACCGUAGUGCCUUACUUAGGAUUUAGCAAACACUUCCAAGGAGGAGUCCUAGGGCUGCUAGCCUUUGGCCAACGUGGAUGUUUCCCUGAUUAGUUUGUCCUUUUAAGAGCAUCUCUCUCUGAUUUUGCUGCUGUUUGUGCUCAACUCCCCAGACUAUACAGGAACCUUGUGUUUACAGCUCCCCACAUCUCUCCUUCAGUUACUUUGGCCCAGACCAACACUCCCUCUAGAACAAGAUGGGAACAGCUCAAAUCUGCAUAUGCUGUGGGAUGGAGAAUGUUUAGGCUUCUCUUCCCAGGUGGGUCUUUUGGGCCUCACCUGCCCAGCUCCUGCAGGCCAAACUCUGCUGUGGAUGUUUGGCACUAGGAUGCACUUCUGGGAAAACCCAAGUUUAAGAAAGCAGCACUGAGCCUGUGGCCCAUUUCCCAGCCCAGGGCCACGCUGUCUGUCUCUUCCUGGCUGCAGUGAAGCUGAGCAUCAAGGUGCUGGGGGUAGCUGGUUAGUGUGGGGGGAGCCAAGCCCUCCUUGCAGGACUCUCUGGGCUUGUGUGGCCCCAGACAGUUCCCAUGCCAGGGGAGUGAUUGUAUGAAACUGUUUACUUCUGAUUUUGCUGUUUACAAGAGGGAUGUGGGGUGGGUGGGGGGAACAAGCCAAGCCUCAGGAGGAUUGGGAAACGUAUCUGCACCAGCCUGCAGCAAGGCCGAAACCACCGGCAUCAUGCAGGUGUCACGGGGAUCUCCCAGCCAGCUUUGGUCCAUGGGGAGGAAAGCAGAGGUGGCUCUAGCCUAGAGGGGUUAGAUUAGCUCCCCUAUAUCCCCUUGCUGCUGUGUUUGAGGUUCAGCAGUGCUAGUGACAGAUAAGAGUUACCCCUGUGGUCUUCCUUUACUCCUCAGGACCCAGCUCCUUUACAUAUCACAGGCUCCCAGAGCCUUUUUGGAGCAAUAAGAUGUAAAACAAGCAUUACCAUCGUUGUGGAAAUCCUCCGUUGUGUGCUGUAUCUGUCUCCUCCGUACGCAGUACGAGUCUGGGUUUAAGCCUGCCAGGCGUCACAGGGCAGCUGCUGCAGGGCACCAACUGGGAUUUUUUUCCCUGGGCUUUCUGCAGGCCAGGAGAACAGGGGAACACGCUGCUGCUGUCCUCCCUUACCCCAGGCCUGUGCUGCCUGAGUCUCACACUACAGCUGCCCAGGGCCAGGGUGCUCCUGGUCCCCUUUUCAGCAAUGCUGGCAAGGAAUGGGUGAGUGGAGCUCAGCACCGUGCUCCACUCCUCACAGCCCCCAUCCCAUCAGCCAGGGCAGCAUUGGGAAAGCAGAGCCCCCAUUUGCUUUGCAUUGGGAUGCAGACAAUGCUUGUGCCACUGGCAUGGGAAGAGUUGUGCCAGUGGCUCCUGUGCUCCUCAGCUGGUUCCAGGUACAUCCAGCGUGUGUGAAGCAUUUCCCACUUCAGGGCAGGGUGUCUGAGGUGGUGGGUGUAGCUGGAAGGGAAGUGCAGGGAGCUGCUCUCUUCCAGCUGUGAUCUGCCGGAUCAUUUCUCUGCAGCCUGUGCAAAUGCUUUUAGCCCUGAGGGUGUGUCUGGGCCGCUGGAAGAACUCACAGGGGCCAUACGGGAGUGCCUGGUGUCCCCAGCCUGUUCCCUUCACAGCAGCUGCCCAGGCUAGCAUGGGCCUUCGGUUCACUCACCCAGCAGAAAGCAGCAGCUUUGCGGGGUGAGCUGCUUCACUACCACACCAGGGGGGUUCUGGGUGAGCCCCAGGACAGGGGCACCCCGCUCCAGCCCUGCUGAGGCCUCUCCCCACUCCCCACAGCUCCCAUGCUGAGCUAGCAAGAGCAGAAGGCUUAAACCCAGACUCCAAGCUGAAGAUAAUAUUAGUAAAUGAAUCUGUUUGGGAUUUUUUUUUGUUUGUUGGUUUUUUUUUUUGUUUUUUUUUUUUUUUUUUUGCACAGAAGCUGGUAAUCUAGGACCUAUGUGUGAACAACUUUAUAUAAAUAUUUUUUGUACUUGGUUUACUUGGGUUGGUAUGAAACAUUCUAUUUAAGUUCUUUGAACACUGUGGAUCCCCUGAUAUGUAUGAAUGGCAAAGGCUUUGUAAAUUAAGGGACGUUUGUGUGAAUAAAGUUAUUUGAUGGGGUUGAAAAGCCACACACAACUUGAAACGUGAGCUCUGUGUAUUUGUCCUUUGCUGUUGCUGGCAGCAGUGGGAUUGAAAGGGUGUCCCUGGCAGCAGUGGGCAGACCAAGGCCCUAAAGCAGCUCUGCCUCCAUCCUGGAGGGCAGGUCCAGCUAAGCCCAAGCUGGAACUAGGCUAGCUGGCCUGACCUUGAGGCUUAGGACACUAAACCAAGGCACAGCGGCCAGUGCCAACCAGAACAUGGCUCCCUGGCAUGUGCCACUUGUGGUCCUUUAUGCUUGCCCUGGAUUAGGAUUGGCCCCUGCCUGCACAGAAACACCUCCCCAUCCUGCCCCUUCCUCCCCAUCUGGCCACAAGCUGGCAACCCCAUGGUUCAGGAGCCACAAAGGAUGAGCAGCCCCUCACCCUGGCUGCCCACUCUGGAGGUGCCUGCAAACCGCACAAGGAAAAUGCCCAGCAGAACUGUCCCCUGAGUAGCCACAAUCAGUUUCUCCCUUUGCACAGAUCCUCUGCCCCAAACCCCAGCUGACCGAGCCGCUCACAGCAGCUGGGAGCCUCCAGCCUGCCAUCCACAAUGCGAAAAGCAUCACGAGGCCGAGCCGCAUCCUGCAGCCGCCAGGUUUUCCUGUGGGUGAUGUCCACAGGUGCCCUGCAGCCUGGGGCCGCCCGGAGCCGGCGUGGGACGCGGGAUGUCCCGGCACCCGGGGCCGUCCUCUGCCGCUCGCCAGCGCUUGUGUAACAGCCCCGCAGCCUCGCACGACCCGCGGCAGCCGCAGCGCCCGCGCCGGGACGUGCUGGGCAGGCAGCCCUCCCCUCCCGCUCCCCCUGCGGCAGCCCCAGCGCCGCCGGCCGCCUGGCCGCGGGCUCCCCCCGCACGGCCGUCAGCAUUGUGCGCCUUAAUCGCUGCCGACAGGCACCCGAAAUGGAUGUUUUCAGCCCGGUGGGGCCGCAGGGAGGCUGGCCGACCGCAGCCGGAGCGAUGCUGAGGGGCCAGGGCGGCCCCGCUCGCUGGCUGGCAAGGGGGCCCCAAGCGCUGUUUCCUCCCGCUUCCUGCUGGGUUAUCUCGGGCACUGCGCAGCAACCGCUGUGAGGGGCAGCCCCGGGUGCUCCAACAUCCCCCUAGUCCUGCCCAGAGCUCCUAUCUGCAGGCAGGGAAGGGGCUGCAUUGGCUCCUGUCACACUGGCCCCCAGCGUGGGAGAAGCCCUGAGAUUGUCCCUGUCCUGGUGACAAAUGCAGCUGCAGAGAUCUGCUGUGCUACACCGCU